This is a messenger RNA of Exophiala mesophila, 2424 nucleotides long. RefSeq lists its product as uncharacterized. Gene Ontology annotation, biological process: fatty acid metabolic process. Lineage: Eukaryota; Fungi; Ascomycota; Eurotiomycetes; Chaetothyriales; Herpotrichiellaceae. The record is from RefSeq and is a predicted model, not a curated record. The coding region runs from base 1 to 2424 and encodes 807 amino acids. The transcript has a single exon. Gene Ontology annotation, molecular function: medium-chain fatty acid-CoA ligase activity.
AUGUCUGCUGCAGCACCGACCGACGACAAUGAGGUAGUCCUCAUCACCCAAAUUCACCCAGACAUCGUCAAGAUUACGUUGAACCGGCCCAAGGCCUUGAACGCCAUCAAUUUCGACCUGCUCCGUGGUCUGGUUUCCGCACUACGAGAGAAUGCUGGUGUCAAGAUCCUCGUCCUUGAAGGCGCAGGCGAACGAUCUUUCUGCGCAGGGGAGGAUCUCAAGCAGACCUUAGCUCCAAAGACAGGGUCUGGGCAGGAACUCAGAAUCGCUUUCGACCUACUCCAAGACAUCACUCGCCUGACCAGCUGUUCGCAGUCGAUCGUCAUCUCGGCUGUCCAAGGGUUCGCCAUUGGAGGGGGUGCGGAGAUUGCCCUCGCUGCUGACUUUGUCAUCGGAGGCCCUGGAGCCAAAUUUCGGUUUCCCGAAGUGCCCAUUGGACAUGCUGCGACGGGAGGAAUCACCCUUCGGUUGACAAGUAUUGUCGGGCUAUUUCAGGCCAAAAGACUGUUGCUUCGCGGCCAAUUCAUCGAAGCAGAUGAGGCUGCACGGCUGGGCUUGCUAACGGAGCUGGUCGAGGACCCCAAGGCUCGAGCAUUGGAAUUGGCAUAUGAGCUUGCAGGCCUUCCGGCGGUGUCCUUGUCUUCAUCCAAGACUUCGCUGGAGAGAGCUGUAUUCCCGAACAUGGAAGGGAGUAUGCAGGAUGAGGUCAAUGUUGCGAGUUACUGCUUUGCUCAGGCUGACGCCGAAAAGGCCUUCACCGACUUUGCUGCGAGAAAGAAGGUCGCUAAUGCUGUUAACGGACUUUCUGCUGACAAGGGCUCACACGGUCGCCAAGUCAAUGGUGUUUACAGUGACAAUAUCGAUGGCGUCAAACCACCAGAACAAGUCGCAUCACCACGUCUUCGGGACAUAAACUCGGCUUUGAGCCAUGCUGUGCUUGUGUGGCCAGAUCGAGUAUUUAUUCGGUUUGGUGGAAAGGACACCACGUUCAGAGAAAUGGACAUGCUUGUUGGGCGCCUCGCUCGAGGGCUCCAAACUGCAGGAAUCGGCGCAGGGGGACGAGUCCUAGUCAUGAUGAAGAACGGUCUCGAGAUGGUCACAAGCUGGCUUGCGACAAAUCGGCUAGGGGCAACGUGGGUUCCUAUCAACACCGAAUUGAAAUCGAUCACUCUGAGGAACGUGAUUGAAUCGGCAAACCCAAGCCUGGUCAUCGCAGACCACGAAUUCGUUGCAGAGCUAAGUACCCUUGCCGUUACGGACUCGACAUCUUUAUGGAUCAACGGCGGCGUAAACAUGCCAAAUGACCUGUUGCGACUAUAUAGCCCUGAUCCGCUGGUCGAGGCAAUAAGAGUUUUGCCUAGCACAACAUCAGCAUUUUUGUUCACCAGUGGCACGACAGGACGGUCUAAGCCGUGCAUCCUGUCCCACGAAUACUUCAUCUUGCAAGCUCAAGCACUUAUUCAAGAAUGCGGUUUGAAUGAGAACGAUGUGCUGUAUUGUCCCUUUCCACUAUUUCACGCAGAUGCGACGGCAUUGACAACGAUUCCAGCUCUGCUGCUUGGAGCAGUGGCAGCAUUGUCUGUGCGUUACAGUGCCAGUCGAUUCUGGGAUGAGAUCCGUGCCGCGGAUGCGACGGUGUACGACUUUAUGGGAGCGACGCUCGCGUUGACCUACAAGCAGGAGCCAUCACCAGGUGAUAAAGACCACCGGGUACGGCUGGCAUGGGGUGUGCCCAUACCUAGCUUCGCGCCAGAGUAUGAGCGACGAUUUGGCCAUCGUCUGUACACAUUGUAUGGCAGCGUGGAAGCAAGUCUGCCGAUUUUCCAACAAGGCGAACUUGCUCCUGGAUCAUGCGGUCGACUUCGCAAAGGAUAUCAGCUCCGGAUCGCGGAUGACGCUGACGAAGAGCUUCCUCCCAAUACCCCCGGACAUCUUCUCCUGAGGAGUGAUCAACCCACGGCGUUCUUCCAAGGAUACUUCAACGACACGGCCAACACUCUGGCUGCAUUUUCGAAUCUCUGGCUGCACACAGGCGACCUUGCCAAGGUGGAUGAGCAAGGAAAUGUGUAUUUUGUGGGGAGGGUCAAGGACGUCAUCAGAAGACGAGGUGAGAACAUCAAUGCAUCAGAAGUUGAAGGAGAGUUUUUGCAACACCCCGAUGUGGUGAUUGCAUCGGCUUAUGGUAUACCCUCGGAACUAGGCACAGGCACAGAGGAGGACAUCAAGGUGGCAGUGAAGAUUCGGCAAGGUAGUAGAGUUUCAGAAAAGGAUCUGUGGGAAUGGUCAGCUCGACAUAUGGCACGAUUUCAAGUGCCUGAUGUGAUUGAGAUUGUGCAGGACAUCAGGAAGACGCCAACUGGCAAGAUUGAGAAGCAUGGAUUGACUUCAGAGGGUGGUCAGCGAUUUGACCGUCGAGCCAGGUAG